GGGGAGGAUCUGCGCAGCCGCUGCCCGGAGCCUGGGCCUCGCACGGGUUCCAUUAGCGGGGGUCCAAGAUGGCGGCGUUUUCAGAGAUGGGUGUAAUGCCGGAAAUUGCCCAGGCUGUAGAGCAGAUGGACUGGCUUCUCCCAACAGAUAUCCAAGCUGAGUCCAUCCCUUUGAUUCUGGGUGGUGGUGAUGUGCUAAUGGCAGCAGAAACGGGCAGUGGAAAAACUGGAGCUUUCAGCAUACCUGUUAUACAGAUUGUAUAUGAAACACUCAAGGACCAUGAAGAAGGCAAGAAAGGGGGGAAAACAUCUGUGAAGACUGGUGGUGCAGUGUUCAACAAGUGGCAGAUGAACCCCUAUGAUAGAGGAUCAGCCUUUGCUAUUGGAGCUGAUGGCAUGUGCUGUCAGAGCAGGGAAGUAAAAGAAUGGCAUGGAUGUAGAUCCACAAAGGGAGUGACCAAGGGAAAAUAUUACUAUGAAGUACAUUGCCAUGACCAAGGCUUGUGCAGAGUUGGUUGGUCUACCAUGCAGGCUUCACUGGAUUUGGGUACUGACAAAUUUGGCUUUGGAUUUGGUGGAACUGGAAAGAAGUCCCAUUCCAAACAGUUUGAUAGCUACGGAGAGGAAUUUACAAUGCAUGAUACCAUUGGGUGCUACAUUGAUUUUGAUAAAGGGUCUAUAAAGUUUUCAAAAAAUGGGAAAGACCUUGGACAUGCCUUUGAUAUACCUCCACAUGUAAAGAACCAAGCCUUAUUUGCCUCAUGUGUUUUAAAGAAUGCUGAGCUCAAAUUCAACUUUGGUGAAGAAGAAUUCAAAUUCCCUCCAAAAGAUGGCUUUACAGCACUUGACAAGGCUAUUGAUGGUCACGUUGUAAAGUCACAACAUACUGGUACUGCACAGGUGACUCAAGCUAAGAACUUACCAAAUGCUCCAAAGGCACUUAUUAUUGAACCAUCAAGAGAACUGGCUGAACAAACACUCAAUAACGUCAAGCAGUUCAAGAAAAAUGUUACUGAUCCCAAACUAAGGGAGCUUCUGAUUAUUGGUGGUGUUUCUGCAAAAGAUCAGCUGGCUGUCCUGGAACAAGGAGUGGACAUUGUUGUUGGAACUCCUGGAAGAAUAGAUGACCUUGUCUCAACAGGAAAACUGAAUCUGUCCCAAGUUAGAUUCUUGGUGCUAGAUGAAGCUGAUGGGUUGCUCACUCAAGGCUACUCUGACUUCAUUUCAAGAAUACAUUCUCAGAUCCCUCAAGUGACAUCUGAUGGCAAGAGGCUCCAGGUGAUUGUUUGCUCUGCCACUCUGCAUUCAUUUGAUGUUAAGAAGCUGUCAGAGAAGAUCAUGCAUUUCCCAACCUGGGUAGAUCUUAAAGGAGAGGAUUCUGUUCCUGAAACCGUACAUCAUGUUGUUCUUCGAGUUAAUCCAAAAACAGAUCAUCACUGGGAGAAACUUGGGCGGCAUAUCCGGACCGAUGAAGUUCAUGCAAAAGAUAACACAAGACCUGGUGCCAAUUCUGCAGAGAUGUGGUCAGAAGCUAUUAAAGUACUAAAGGGCGAAUAUACAGUCCGUGCAAUCAAGGAACACAAGAUGGAUCAAGCGAUCAUUUUUUGCAGGACAAAGAUUGACUGUGAUAACAUGGAACAGUAUUUUAUUCAGAUGGGAGGAGGACCAGAUAAAAAGGGACAUCAGUUUUCUUGUGUCUGUUUGCAUGGUGAUAGAAAACCAAAUGAAAGAAAGCAAAACUUGGAAAGAUUCAAGAGAGCGGAUGUAAGACUCCUGAUCUGUACUGAUGUUGCAGCCAGAGGAAUUGACAUCCGUGGAGUUCCUUUUGUAAUUAACGUGACUCUUCCUGAUGAAAAACAAAACUAUGUUCAUCGGAUUGGUAGAGUGGGCAGAGCUGACAGGAUGGGUCUAGCCAUUUCCUUGGUGGCAACUGAGAAAGAAAAGGUUUGGUACCAUGUAUGUGCAUCUCGUGGAAGAGGUUGCUACAACACCAGACUGAAAGACCAGGGUGGAUGCACCAUAUGGUACAAUGAAAUCCAGCUGUUGACCGACAUCGAAGAUCACUUGAAUGUUGUCAUCACUCAAGUUGAGCCUGACCUGAAAAUACCAGUGGACGAAUUUGAUGGCAAAGUAGUCUAUGGAAAGAAAAGAGCAUUAGGAGGUGGGCAGUACAAGGGCCACGUUGAUGCUUUGGCUUCCACAGUACAAGAGCUGGCUGCCCUUGAAAAGGAGGCUCAAUCCUCUUUCUUACAUUUUGGCUUUCUUCCCAAUCAACUGUUCAGUCGCUUUUGAUUGUGACAUGUGUCUCAGUUUAGUGCAACAAAGAAGCUGACAAGUUACAAAAGUUUAAAAAUGUUUAUUACUGCAAAGCAACAUGUAGGAAUGGUUAACGAUCACUACUGUCUAUAUGUCGACCUAUUUUCUGUUUUUGAAUGAUUAACCACACUUACACAUGGGCUUAAUGUGCUAGUGAAACAUCAAGUGUUAGAAUUGCUCUAGUGAAUAAAAUGAUCAAAAAUUA
Carcharodon carcharias (great white shark) is the source of this 2520-nucleotide messenger RNA. It is a transcript of the gene ddx1, whose product is annotated as DEAD (Asp-Glu-Ala-Asp) box helicase 1. Gene Ontology annotation, molecular function: RNA helicase activity; protein binding; ATP binding. The transcript is spliced from 26 exons. The coding region runs from base 69 to 2291 and encodes 740 amino acids. The record is from RefSeq and is a predicted model, not a curated record. Lineage: Eukaryota; Metazoa; Chordata; Chondrichthyes; Lamniformes; Lamnidae.